Molecule: messenger RNA, 2454 nt
Organism: Iphiclides podalirius (scarce swallowtail)
Lineage: Eukaryota; Metazoa; Arthropoda; Insecta; Lepidoptera; Papilionidae
Source: the annotation of a GenBank genome assembly
AUGCGGUGGUCUUUACUAAGUUGUUUACUGCUAUCGGUAACAAUAGCGGUCGCGUCAGCUGAAUGGUCGUGGGGAGACGACAAAAACAACAAUGAACGAAACGAACGUAAAGAGAAAACAUCUGAAUUAUUAGAAGGAGAACAAUUAACUGUGGCUCAAGAGAAAAAUCUCGAAAGUAAUGAAACAGUACUAGACGGUAUCGUUGACGAGCUUAUUAAUGGAAAACAGGGGAGAAGCUUAGGCGGUUUUGACGAAGUAUAUGGCGAUCCAACAAUCAAAGAAGCUUUGGACGCAGGAGAUGACACGGAAGCGAGAAAUCUUAUAAAGGAUCGCCUGUGUACAUUAGGGCUUAUACAAUGUGAAGAAGGGGAGACUCAAGAAAAACGCACCUAUGUUUCUCCUGAUGAAUUGAUUUAUGCUCAACCAGUUGACAUUAAGCCUAUCGGCAGGCCAGUUGCUUCAAUUCCAAUCCGUGGACCACCAAGAGCAUAUGGACCACCUAAACCAAUGCCAUAUCCACAUCGCCCACAGAAAAUCCCACCAAAAAGAGUAGGAUAUGGAGGCAACCCUCGACCAGGAUUUUCGGAUAAAUAUGGCCUUUCUGGAAGUAAUUACCAAUUUUCACAAAGCAGUGGCGUUUAUAACGGACAUGAGAGUAAUUUUGUGACUAAGCCACCACCUUUUUCGAAUGACGGCCCUUACUCUUAUGAACACUCGAAACCAAUCUACAAUAAAGGUACACCUAAUCUUCAAACGGGGGUCAAAGCGGAUUCAGUUGUACAACAACACGUCCAUCAUCAUUACGUACAUAGUGACGCCGAAAAGGAUCCCAAAGUUAUCAUCAAACCCGUAGCAAUACCUGUAGGUUCCGUGGGGCAUCUAGCAUCGCAAAACCUUGCUCACGAAUCGUCAGAUAUUAUAACAGCUUCAGGUGGUGAUUACAGCUCCCUCACUUCGGGAGGCUUUAAGCCCAUGACUUCUGGAUACCCGUUAAACAAUAAACCCGUUUACGAAGCAGAUACUAUUUACGGCUCUCAAUUUGCGCACACGAAUGUGAACAAAGGUAGUGGGAAUCUAAUAUCACAAUCUUUACCAAAUCCUUACCAAAAUAAUGCUUUUGAUGAUCAAAGGUUCGGUAACGCACUUGGAAGUUACGCGUCGCAAAAUAUGGAAUUUUAUAAGAAAGAACUUCAUGUCGGCUCUUCAAACAAUUUGUACAAUCAAGGUCCUGCAACAUUUGGCCAAAAUAACGCAUAUCAACAAAGUUAUCAUGAAGGAAAAGCCCAGGGAUUCGAUUGUGUAUGUGUGAACUACGAUCAGUGUCCAAGUCAGGAAAUAAUUGGCCGCAGAGAUGAUUUGUACUUGCCAAUUGAUCCUCGUAACAAGGGUACUGAAAUUUUGGCAUUAACAGAGGAACAACUUGACAAUUUAAACAAAACAGUUUCUUCAGACUCAGUAGAUGAAACCAAACAAAAUACUACAGAAGCCAAAACCAUUAGCAAACGUGAGGUUGAACCAGAGAAACAAGAUGAAGCUACUAAAGAAGCUGAACCGCGCCAGGGAUACUUCGGCCGUCCUACUGCUCAACGAUGCCAACAAAAUCAAGUAUGCUGUCGUCGACCUUUGAGGCCUCAAGCAUCUAACCGUGGACAAUGCGGUAUUAGACACUCUCAAGGCAUAAAUGGAAGGAUAAAGACACCUUCCUACGUGGAUGGUGACAGUGAAUUUGGAGAAUACCCUUGGCAAGCGGCUAUAUUAAAGAAAGAUCCAAAAGAAUCUGUGUACGUUUGCGGAGGCACUCUUAUCGAUGGGCUGCAUAUCAUGACUGCCGCUCAUUGUGUUAAAUCUUACAAAGGAUUCGAACUACGAGUAAGAUUGGGUGAAUGGGACGUGAACCACGAUGUUGAAUUCUAUCCCUACAUAGAGCGAGACGUGGUUUCAGUACACGUGCACCCAUUAUACUACGCAGGUACUUUAGACAAUGACCUGGCAAUUCUUAAGCUGGAACACCCUGUUGACUGGACUAAAUAUCCCCACAUCAGCCCCGCUUGCCUACCGGACAAAUAUACUGAAUACGCAGGACAGAGGUGCUGGACGACCGGUUGGGGUAAAGACGCUUUUGGUGACUACGGAAAAUACCAGAACAUCUUAAAGGAAGUAGAUGUACCAAUCCUUGCGCACGGUCAAUGCCAACAACAAUUAAAACAGACACGUUUGGGCUACAACUAUGAAUUGAAUCCAGGUUUUAUAUGUGCUGGCGGCGAAGAAGGGAAAGAUGCGUGUAAGGGUGAUGGAGGUGGCCCCUUAGUGUGCGAACGCAGUGGAACUUGGCAAUUAGUAGGGGUUGUCUCAUGGGGUAUUGGUUGUGGACAAGCCGGGGUGCCCGGUGUUUACGUAAAAGUCGCCCACUAUCUCGACUGGAUCUCGCAAAUUACUGGAAAAUAUUCUAAUUUU